AUGCAAUUUUUUCCUGGAGUAGGCGACCAUUACCGCCUCGGCCGCGCAUUCCUACAAGCCGCUUUUCUCGGCCGCAACUUUCGACAAAAACGCUCCUGGCUCGCUCAAGCCCCAGGCCCUGCAGCCCAGGAUAGUCCAAAGGGCCUUACAAACAUCGAAAGUGAUCAGACAGAACUAUACAAUAUCCCUUCAGACCCCCAAUUGUUUGCACAGAGUUGGAACAAACAUUGGGCAGUACUACACAGCGGUCCUUCUGGGCUGUCAGCGGCCGCUAAAAUUGGAAUAGGGGUUAGUGUAAGCGUAGGAGCCCUCGUCUUGAUAGCGACAGCGCUAUGGACCUUCUUUGUUCUGCGUCGCCGGAAGGAGGCCUUGAGCGGUUCUCAAUCCUCAGAGCCAUCAAGUCUUCACCUACCAGAGUUUCCGGGACAACAAAACCAGCUUCAUGAGAUGGGGAUUGUGGGCCGUCCUGUGGAAAUAGCAAGCCUGGAAGACGAUUGUGCAGAGCUCAAGGCUGACGCUCCUUCUUCUGGAGAGCUCGAGGCUGAUGUUCCUAAUCCUGUAGAACUUCAGGCUGAAGAAACCAGACCUCAGAUUAAUUCUUCCCGAGGAGCAUGA
Messenger RNA from Aplosporella prunicola CBS 121167, 615 nucleotides. RefSeq lists its product as uncharacterized. The record is from RefSeq and is a predicted model, not a curated record. Bases 1 to 615 code for a protein of 204 amino acids. The transcript has a single exon. NCBI's taxonomy places the organism in Eukaryota, Fungi, Ascomycota, Dothideomycetes, Botryosphaeriales, Aplosporellaceae.